AUGUCCGACGGUCAUCUCUUCAACAACAUCACUCUCGGAGGCCGCGGAGGCACCAAUCCAGGGCAGAUAAGGAUAUUUUCUGGAGGAAUUAUAUGGAAGAGACAGGGUGGUGGUAAAUUAAUUGAAGUUGAUAAAUCAGACAUAAUGGGGGUAACAUGGAUGAAGGUGCCAAGGACUAACCAACUUGGUGUUCAAAUCAAAGAUGGCUUGUACUACAAGUUCACAGGAUUUCGUGACCAGGACGUUGCAAGUUUGACUAAUUUUUUCCAAAACACCUGUGGUAUAACAGUAGAGGAGAAACAACUUUCUGUUAGCGGGCGUAAUUGGGGAGAAGUUGAUCUAAAUGGAAAUAUGCUGGCUUUUAUGGUUGGUUCAAAACAAGCUUUUGAAGUGUCUUUAGCAGAUGUCUCUCAAACACAGCUUCAAGGGAAGAAUGAUGUGAUCUUGGAGUUUCAUGUGGAUGACACAACUGGAGCUAAUGAGAAAGAUUCACUGAUGGAGAUAAGUUUCCAUAUACCAAAUUCCAAUACCCAGUUUGUUGGUGAUGAAAAUCGUCCUCCUGCUCAGGUUUUCCGUGACAAAAUAAUGUCGAUGGCUGAUGUUGGUGCUGGAGGUGAAGAUGCUGUUGUUACUUUUGAGGGUAUUGCAAUCCUUACUCCAAGGGGACGAUACAGUGUUGAGUUACACAUGUCGUUUUUGCGGCUUCAGGGACAAGCUAAUGAUUUCAAAAUUCAGUAUAGCAGUGUGGUUCGCUUAUUUUUACUUCCUAAGUCUAAUCAACCUCAUACCUUCGUUAUUAUUAGCCUUGAUCCCCCUAUUCGGAAGGGACAAACUUUGUACCCUCAUAUUGUGAUGCAGUUCGAAACUGAUUAUGUAGUUCAAAGUGAAUUGGCAAUAAAUGAAGAUAUUUAUAACACGAAGUAUAAGGAUAAGUUGGAGCUGUCUUAUAAGGGGCUUAUUCAUGAAGUGUUCACCACAAUAUUACGCGGCUUGUCAGGUGCCAAAGUGACUAAGCCUGGAAAAUUUAGGAGUUGUCAAGAUGGUUAUGCUGUGAAAUCAUCUUUGAAAGCUGAAGAUGGAAUUCUGUAUCCCCUUGAGAAGAGCUUCUUCUUUCUACCUAAACCUCCCACUCUUAUUCUUCAUGAAGAGAUUGAUUAUGUGGAAUUUGAGAGGCAUGCUGCUGGUGGCUCCAAUAUGCAUUAUUUUGACCUUCUUAUCAGACUAAAAUCUGAACAAGAGCAUCUCUUCCGUAAUAUUCAGAGAAAUGAGUACCACAAUUUGUAUGAAUUUAUCAGUUCAAAGGGCUUGAAAAUUAUGAAUUUAGGAGACGCCCAACCCACUGUUGGUAUAAAGAAGGUUCUUGAGAAUGAUGACGAUGAUGCUGUUGAUCCACAUCUUGAGCGUAUAAAAAAUGAAGCUGGGGGUGAUGAAAGUGAUGAGGAGGAUUCGGAUUUUGUUGCUGACAAAGAUGAUGAAGGUUCUCCUACUGAUGAUUCUGGGGCCGAUGAUUCUGAUGCUAGUGAUAGUGGGGAUGAGAAAGAGAAGCCCGCCAAAAAGGAAGCAAAGAAGGACUUGCCUUCUAAGGCGUCUUCUUCAAAAAAGAAAUCAAAAGAUGAUGAGGAUGGAAAGAAGAAAAAACAGAAGAAGAAAAAAGACCCAAACGCACCCAAGAGAGCAAUGUCCGGUUUCAUGUUCUUUUCUAAAUUGGAAAGAGAGAAUCUAAAGAAAACUAAUCCUGGAAUUUCGUUUACGGAUGUGGGAAGAGUACUUGGAGAGAAAUGGAAAAAGAUGUCAGCGGAAGAGAAGGAACCAUACGAGGCAAAAGCACGUGAAGAUAAAAAACGUUACAUGGAUGAAAUUAGUGGCUACAAGAAUCCCCAACCCAUGAAUAUUGAUUCUGGAAAUGAAUCUGACGAUGCCUAA
Messenger RNA from Sphenostylis stenocarpa, 1923 nucleotides. The record is from the annotation of a GenBank genome assembly. Lineage: Eukaryota; Viridiplantae; Streptophyta; Magnoliopsida; Fabales; Fabaceae.